AUAUCUAACCACUUUAAGCCUUUUAUAUAGCUCUCUCCAAUUCAGGUUACCAUAUCAAAUCAAGAAACUCAAUACACAAAGCUUUCUAUUCUCUAGCUCGUAAAUUGCCUACACAAAUUUCAUCCAAUACAAUUCUUUCACCAAAGAUCACUUAAACAUUAUGGAUAUGGUUAUGAAGUUGGGAGCACAAAGUCCAGUUGUGAUUUUUAGCAGAAGUACUUGUUGCAUGUCUCACACUAUUGAAACGUUAAUCCGAAAUUUCGGAGCAAAUCCUACAAUUUAUGAACUUGAUAGACUUCAGAAUGGGAGAGAAUUGGAGAGGGCAUUGAUUGAAUUAGGGUGUCAAACAAGUGUGCCUGCUGUGUUCAUAGGAAAUGAAUUGGUUGGUGGUUCUAAUGAGAUAAUGAGUCUCAACAUUAGAGGCAAGCUCAAGCAAUUGCUCAUAAGGGCUAAUGCAAUUUGGGUAUAGAAAUAAUGCUUUUAAGUUUUAAUUUUCUAGCUAAAAUAUCUAGGACUUGAUGUCAUUUUUUUUUGGCAGAGAUACACCUAGCUAUUGAGGUUCUUUUUCUGUCUUUUUCCUUUUUAAAUAAAAAAACUUGGGGCAGUUUUUUUUAUCUAGCUCCAACUUGUUAUUGAUGUAUCAAUAAUGGUACGUUUUGGCCAUAAUAUAAUGACUACUUGCUGCA
This is a messenger RNA of Nicotiana tabacum (common tobacco), 686 nucleotides long. The record is from RefSeq and is a predicted model, not a curated record. NCBI's taxonomy places the organism in Eukaryota, Viridiplantae, Streptophyta, Magnoliopsida, Solanales, Solanaceae.